GGCGGCGCCGGCGCCGGGAUACGCGUGGGCGGCGCGCGACGAGAAGAGCGAGAGCGAGAGCGAGACGAGGACGAGGACGAGGACGAUCGCGGCGCGCGACUACCGCGCGCUGGACGCGCGCGCGUGGGCGCGGCAUCCCUACGCGCGGCAUCCGAAGCCCGACCUCUGGCGAGCUCAAGGGCGGACACCGAGGCAGACUACUGUGGACCUCACGUGCGAGAGCGACGGCGACGACGUCGAGAUCGUGCGCGUCGCGCGCGGCGAAGACUUCGACUCGGACGAGGACGAGACGGACUCGGACGCGGACGUGUACGAGGGGGAGUACGUGCUGGGCGACGAAGAAGAAGAGGACGAGUCGGCGGUGGUUGAGAUUCUCGACUCGCAAGACGACGGCGGCGGCGGCGGCGGCGGCGGCAACCGCGACCGCAGGGUACCGCGGGGAGGGCGGGCCGCCGUGAGGGGACACCUGGCCGGUCUCUUGGCCGCCUCGAGGCGAGCCGUGGCGGCGGCGGCGGCGGCGAGCGGACGACGAAACGCCAACCGUCGCGGCGGCGGCGGGGACGGCGCGGGCGCGGAGAUCGAGAUCGUGGGAGGCGUCUCCGUCGCCGAGGCGGCGCUGCGAGCGGCGAACGAGACAGUGGAGAAUCCCGCGCUCGCGGACGCGAUCAAGUGCGCGAUAUGCAUGGACUCGAUCGCGAAGAACGAGAUGGCGAGCACGACGUGCGGGCACGUGUUUUGCGUCGGGUGCAUCGAGCGCGCGUUUCAAGGAAGGAGGGAGGGGAAGUGCCCGACGUGUCGCAAGACGCGUCAAAGGUUUCACAGGAUUUUCGUGUGAGCGCGCGUGGAUCGCGCGCGCGUACGAUUCGAUCGUACGCACACUACUUCCGGAAGUACGCACCGUGUGUACUACCGUAGCGUCGAGAGUAGCUCGACGACAAGCAUCGAUGAACGAAGUUCUACCUACUGCGC
This is a messenger RNA of Micromonas pusilla CCMP1545, 969 nucleotides long. RefSeq lists its product as uncharacterized. NCBI's taxonomy places the organism in Eukaryota, Viridiplantae, Chlorophyta, Mamiellophyceae, Mamiellales, Mamiellaceae. The record is from RefSeq and is a predicted model, not a curated record. The annotation marks the transcript as partial. The transcript is spliced from 2 exons.